Molecule: messenger RNA, 511 nt
Organism: Euleptes europaea (tarantolino)
Lineage: Eukaryota; Metazoa; Chordata; Lepidosauria; Squamata; Sphaerodactylidae
Gene: MED31
Product: mediator complex subunit 31
Exons: 4
Coding region: 3-383 (126 amino acids)
Biological process (GO): regulation of transcription by RNA polymerase II
Cellular component (GO): mediator complex; core mediator complex
Molecular function (GO): transcription coregulator activity
Source: RefSeq, a predicted model, not a curated record
CCAUGGAGACGGAUGAUGCAGGAAACCGGGUUCGGUUCCAGCUGGAGCUGGAAUUUGUGCAGUGCCUGGCAAACCCCAAUUACCUAAACUUUCUUGCCCAGAGAGGAUACUUCAAAGACAAAGCAUUUGUAAACUAUAUAAAGUACCUGCUGUACUGGAAGGAACCGGAGUACGCCAAAUACCUAAAGUACCCUCAGUGUUUGCACAUGCUGGAGCUGCUCCAGUACGAGCACUUCCGGAAAGAACUGGUGAACGCCCAGUGUGCCAAGUUCAUCGACGAGCAGCAGAUUCUCCACUGGCAGCACUAUUCCCGCAAGCGGAUGCGUCUUCAGCAGGCGCUGGCGGAUCAGCAGCAGCAACAGAAUAGUGCCUCCAUCAAAUGAGCCUUUUGGCUGGUUACGAAAGCAGGCUGGAUGCGUUUCCACGGACAAGUGGUUUCCCUUCCACUUUCCGCUACAUCAGGGAAAGGCAGACGACAGGAGCUCAUCGGCUUAAUAGAGUCUGGAACACU